AUGGAAAGGAAAAGGAAAUACACCACCACAAAGGUUUGUGAGAAAGUACGGGCAGUUGAGCUGCUAAACAAAGGAGAAACCCUGAAAUCAGUGUCAACGAUGUUCAAAGUUGCAAAAUCGACAAUUGUUCGAGAAUAUUUGAGGAGCAAGCAACUACCUGAAAAGGCAAUACUUGUCCUUGACAAUGCUCCAGUCCAUCCAAAUGAAAAAGAACUUGUUUCGGGAGAUAUCAAGGUAGUUUAUCUACCACCUAACAUUACAUCCACAGUGCAACCUAUGGAUCAAAAUGUUUUGGAAAGCAUGAAGAAAAUAUACAAACGAAAAUUCUUGGAGUAUCUGUUAAAACAUUUGGAGAAUAAUGAAGAAGUGGGAGAUGCACUGAAGAAAGUCAAUAUUCUGAAAGUGAUUAAAUGGAUUGCAGAGGCAUGGGAUCGAGUGACACCCUACACAAUCGCCAGAAGUUGGAAGGGCAUUUUCCAGGAUACAUUCCAACCGUCUCAAGAAACUGAUUUACCAUGUAAUGACUUAUUGCAUUUGUAUAAUCUGGUGAACCGACUUCAGCCAGUUGGUGAAAUUAUCAAUAUGAGUGAUAUCCAGGACUGGGCACGCGAUGACCAAAUAGAAUUUAAUGAAGACGUCGUCGUUGAUAUCAUUAGAGAUAAUUUUGCCGCCGAAAAAAAUUAUGAUGCCCAACAAGAUGAGCCCAAUGAUUUUCCCAACGUUGAAAAUGAAAAUGAGGAAAUCAUCUCUCAUGCGCAAGCCUUCAAGGCUUUGACAACUGUACUGAGGUACGUAAUACAAGAGAAUGAGAGCCCAGACACAAUCCAGAGGGUACGGAGGAUCCAGGAAAAAGUGAAGCAGAAAAUACAUUAA
Molecule: messenger RNA, 873 nt
Organism: Phlebotomus papatasi
Lineage: Eukaryota; Metazoa; Arthropoda; Insecta; Diptera; Psychodidae
Product: jerky protein homolog-like
Exons: 2
Coding region: 1-873 (290 amino acids)
Cellular component (GO): nucleus
Molecular function (GO): DNA binding
Source: RefSeq, a predicted model, not a curated record